Messenger RNA from Dendroctonus ponderosae (mountain pine beetle), 1604 nucleotides. RefSeq names its product zinc finger CCCH domain-containing protein 15 homolog. The coding region runs from base 170 to 1363 and encodes 397 amino acids. Gene Ontology annotation, molecular function: metal ion binding; mRNA binding. Gene Ontology annotation, cellular component: cytosol. The record is from RefSeq and is a predicted model, not a curated record. Gene Ontology annotation, biological process: cytoplasmic translation. The transcript is spliced from 7 exons. NCBI's taxonomy places the organism in Eukaryota, Metazoa, Arthropoda, Insecta, Coleoptera, Curculionidae.
AGAGAAUAGAGCGAGAAUUGGAGGUUAUUCCCGGCUUUUGUCAACGUGACAGUUUUAAAUGGUCAUAAUAAGACGUGAGAGUGUUGUUUCCAUGUGGAUUUGUCCGUUUUAAAAGAAACCUCUGCAUAUAGUUCUUCAUUCAAACUUCAUAGACGAAAAGUAUCUAAACAUGCCGCCCAAAAAACUGCCAGCAGCCCCCAGUAAAAAGACCGAACAGAAGAAAAAGGAAAAAGUUAUUGAGGAUAAAACUUUCGGACUAAAAAAUAAGAAAGGGGCGAAGCAACAGAAGUUUAUCCAGCAAGUGGAGAAGCAGGUGAAAUCCGGGGGAGUCCACCCAUUGAAAGAUGCCACUAAAAAGCUUGAUAAGGAGCAAAAGUUGAAGGAACAGAAAGAGCUGGCAAUGCUCUUUAAGCCUGUUCAGGUGCAAAAGGUCGAAAAAGGUGCUGAUCCCAAGUCCAUUGUCUGCGCAUUUUUCAAACAAGGCCAAUGUGGAAAGGGCGACAAAUGCAAAUUUUCCCAUGACCUCACCAUUGAGCGCAAAGCGGAAAAGAGAUCGCUUUACGUAGAUAUGAGAGAUGAUGAUGAGGAAAACGACACCAUGGAGAACUGGGAUGAGGAAAAACUAAAGGAGGUUAUUGAGAAGAAACAUGGAAAAGCCGUUGGCGGAAAGCUCGCUGCAACCGACAUCAUUUGCAAGUAUUUUGUGGAUGCAGUUGAAAAGUCCAAAUACGGAUGGUUCUGGCAAUGUCCUGCGGGCGAAAACUGCAUCUACAGGCAUGCUCUGCCGCCCGGAUUCAUGCUGAAGAAAGAUAGGAAAAAGGAUGACAAAAAGGAUGAAAUCACUCUAGAGGAACUAAUUGAAAAAGAAAGGGCUGCGCUGGGGCCAAAGCAGACCAAGGUAACUCUGGAGACUUUUCUGGCUUGGAAGAAGCGGAAAAUCCAAGAGAAAAAAGACGCUGCUAAGAAAGAUGAAGACAAGAAGCGCAGUGACUUUAAAGCGGGCAGGCAGGUUGGCUUAUCAGGCAGAGAAAUGUUCAGUUUCAAUCCGGAAAUGGCUGCUGAAUUUGAUCUGGAAGAAGGAGAUGAGGCGUUCGAUUCUACAAUGUAUAAGAACGACGAUGAGGAUGCAGUAGAAUACAAGGAGAUUAAUCUGGAUAUGCUAGAUGAUGGCUCAGAGGUUGACGAUACUGGCACACUGGCAGCUGAGGACAGAUUCAAGUCGAAUGAGGUCUCAGAACCCAGCAGCAGCUCAAACGACCAGGACGAUGCUGCUGGUGCGGUUCCCAUCAACGAAAACCUAUUUCUGGAAGAGGAUUUGGAUGGCCUAGAUCAAGAACUAGAAGAUCUGGAUCUGGAGGAUUAACAAAAUUGGUCUCUUCAUAUCAAGAGGCCCAUCGGAUAUUUUUCUUAGAGUGUAAGAUUAAUUGAUUUUCAUUACGUUAAAAUUGAAAGGCUAUUUGAUGGCUUGCGUAUUACUUUUAUUGAGUAGUUGCUUUGUACUAGAUAUUUUUCCAGUGAAAAACUUAAGAUCUUAUUACACACGUACAUCAAAUUUGUGGAUUUAGUGAUUAUAGUCAAAUGUAAAUACAGUACUAAAUAAUGAA